Molecule: messenger RNA, 6157 nt
Organism: Rhododendron vialii
Lineage: Eukaryota; Viridiplantae; Streptophyta; Magnoliopsida; Ericales; Ericaceae
Exons: 35
Coding region: 101-5626 (1841 amino acids)
Biological process (GO): tRNA methylation
Molecular function (GO): RNA binding; tRNA (guanine) methyltransferase activity
Source: RefSeq, a predicted model, not a curated record
GCUUAACACAGAGCCUUUUUCUGAUACAGAGCCCUUUGAAUCAUGCGCAUGCUUUUCCGUUGAACCCACAUAGUUAGUUCAACCUUCUCUUCUCCCCAAGAUGAUGUCCGCAACCGAGGCCGUUCCGAUGCCCGCUGCUCUCGUUGCUGCGCUGUCGAACAGUUUCCGGCAAGUCCCGCCGGCGUCUGUACCGGCAAUGUUGGAUUGUGUUUUAGCUUCAACCGGCAUAUCUCCGUCCUUCCUUUGCUCUUCGCUUCUCGAUGCUUUUCCCAGUCUCACCGAGGGAAAUGACAAUAUUAGUUUCAAGCAGCCUAAUUAUGUCAGAUCAUUUGUUGUUGCGCUCUGUCAUCUUUUGAAGAAAUCAGGGGCUAAUCUUGGUGCUUUGAAAUCAUUUGUGUGGAAGAUACUAGUCCCGUUGAUGAAGUUGGUACAUGCUCAUGGUUGGGAAAUAAUUAACGAGACUGCAGAUUCAUUCUUUGAUGUUGUAACUGAAACAAACACAUGGAAUUAUUUAGAAGCAACCAUGGUGCCAUUUUUGCUAAGAUCAGUUGGUCUGUCUAUGGGGAUGCUUCAAAGUGAAGAAAUGGCUAUAUAUGGAUGGAACGGUUGCUCACUAACUGAUACAUAUGUUAGUGAAGGCUCCAUGAUGUCUGAGUCUGGGUCUUUGCCUUUACAUAUUUCAUGCCAUAUUUUAUCGUCAAUGUUGGAUUCUGCUACCGAAAGUCAAUGUGCCCAUGGAAACCCAUCAAAAUCAAGUUCGGCUAAGGAGACAUGUGAAGAAACCUUAGCAAAAAAUUUGCUGUGGGAUAUUUGCAACAUGGCAGUACGAAUGCUUUUACAAAGUGUUGAACACCGGUCCUGUGCAAUUCAAAUUUUGCUACCAAACAUAUUAAAAGCAUUUGUUGCUCACCAUGCUUUCAAAAUUUCAGUUCGUGGGCAGACAUAUGUGCUUUGCAGGACGUACUUCUUUAAGAAAUUAUGGGCAUGCUGCAGAAAACUAUUUACUCUUGGACCUGUAGAGAGAAGAGAUUCGUACAGUCUGCUGUCUCUUUAUUUGACUUCUUUCUCUUGUACUGAUGGGCAUGAAGCUGAUGACGUGGGUGAUAGGGAAGAACGAUUUGAUGUAAGAGAAGAUAAUGAAUUCUGGGAGGAAAUGAAAAAGGGCCUGGUUGACAAGGAGGGUUUAGUGAGGAAACAGUCAUUGCAUAUAUUGAAGGAAAUGCUGCAGAUAAGUGAGGGAAGCCUUGGCUACUCUGGUGUUUCGGAGACAGCAUCAAGUAGGAAAAGUUCAAUGCCUGAUAGUUUGACAAAAAGGGGGCGGUGGGCUGACAAGGAAGCCAAAUCAUUAGGUGUAGGGAAGAUACGCGAUUCACUCUAUCCCUCUCUAAACAGCCAGGAGAGAUGGGGGGCGUUCUUUCUUUUGUAUGAAAUGCUUGAAGAGUAUGGUACUCACUUGGUUGAAGCAGCAUGGAACCACCAGAUAACCUUGUUGCUGCAUUCUUCAUUCCCAUGUGACGAUUCCCUGAGUGGAGUACUUGAUCAAAAUCAUAUGGAGGCAUCAACUGAUAUAUUUGGUUGGUUAUCUAUUUUGUGGGAAAGGGGUUUCUUGCAUGACAACCCGCAUGUAAGGUGCUUGAUCAUGGAGUCGUUUUUGGGCAUUGACUGGAAGAUCUAUGGAAAUUGCAACGAAUUGGUGCCUGAAGCCUUUGUGCUUGGUCCGUUUGUUCAAGGACUGAAUGAUCCUGUGCACCAUAAAGAUUUUGGAUCAAAAGGUAUAUACUCUUCAAGGACAAUGGAUGGUGCAACCAAGUUUAUGUGUCAAUAUGCUAGUAACCUAUAUUUGAGUUACAGGAAGGGUGUAGCAUUUUUGACCAAUUUAGCAUCUGCUGCUAAAAAGCAAUCUUUGGGGCGAGCUGGAUUAAUGGGCCUUGCAGAAUGCAUUGCUUCAGCUGCCUGUGGAGUGAAAAUACAUUGCGAGAAUGAAGUUGAAUCCUCUAAAUGUGCCCCCUUUGACCCGAUGCAAGUGCCCUCUGCCACACCAAACUCUUUUCAUUGUAGUAAAGCAGAUUUACUGGAUGUUUUGAGGUUUAUCAUAGAGAGCAGCAAGCAACAUUUUAAUCAUAACUAUCGUCUUCGAGUAUGUGAAAAAGUUCUGGAUGUGGCUGCUUCGGUAGUGCACACAUUUGAUGUGUCUCUUGAGAUUCUUCUACAUUUCAUUUCAGCUGUUCCAAGAGAAUUUACUGACUUUGGUGGUUCUUUAACAGGAAAAGUUCGAAACUGGCUUUGUGCUUGUGAUGAUAAACAUUGUACCUCCAAUUGCUGCUGUACUUUGGUGAAGCUUUUGAAGAGUCUCUGUGAUUUCCCUAGAAAAUUUAUAGGUCUUCAUGGUUCAGUUAGUGUCUCUAUUAAUUAUGAUGAUGAAGAAUUGGAUGCUUGGGAAUUGGAAGCCAUAAGAUGGGCUAGAGUUGUAUUUCUGGUUAUCAAGGAGGAUCAUCAUUUAGAUCCCAUACUAACGGUCAUUCGAACAUAUGGCAAUGAUGUCUGCAAACAAGAAAUUCAACUUGAGUGCGUGCCUGUGAAGUAUCUCAUCCUUCUCUUGAGCUUAAUUCAGGAACUUCAGAUAGUGCAACAGAGGGUGGCUGACACUCGCAAGAAAGGUAGAACCAAAUCAGAACUUGACUUGCUAUACAAAGGGGAACUCUUCAGUUCAGCAGAAAUUCGUGUCAUUGUUGAGAAGUUUGUGCAGUUAUGCCUUUCUAUACUGGAGGGACUGGUUUCCUUUGCCACUUCAUCUAGUUCUAUAUUUUGGUCUGGUGUAUUGGAGGCUACCAAUCUUCCUUGUUCCAUAAAGGGAAAGCUUGGAGGACCAAGUCAGCGUCGAUUGCCGUUCUCUGCCACUACUGCUGUACUGCAAGCUAUAAUGUCGGUGAAGGCAGUUGCCGUUGUCUCACUAUGGUGUGUACAAUCGGAAAGUGAUGGUUUGCUGAAUUUUGCUUUCAAUUUUUUGUGGAACUUCUUUUGGAAGAUUGUUUCAUCGCCAACUUCUGAUUCAGAGGCUGAGGCAGAAAUUCAGCUGGCAGCGCAUGAAGCACUGGCUCAUGUUCUGAAAGCAGUUGUUUCUGGGUUCUCUUCAUUAGCUUUGAAUCUCAUAAUGGAGAAUCAUAUAUCCUCAUCCCUGAAAGCAGAAGGCAAAUCUGUACUAGAUUCCUUGGUUCUUUCUUUUCUUCAGAAUAUCAACACUCUAAUUGCAGUUGGAAAAUUGGUACGAACUAGACGGGCAACUUUGAUGAAUUGGAAGUGGAUUUGCCUUGAGUAUCUGUUGUCAAUCCCUAGACAUGCUUUUGAGAACGGAGUUCAUAUACAAACUAGUAGUUGGUUCUUCUCAGAUUCCACACUCCGUUCGGUAUUUCGUGAUCUUGUCGAUAGCCUUGAGAAUGCUGGGGAGGCUUCUGCUUUGCCCAUGCUGAGGUCUAUCAGCUUGGUAUUGGAGCUGUUUAAUCCUGGAAGGAUGCGUUCAGCUGUCUCCUCAAGCGAUGGCAUCGAUGUGCAGAUGAUGUGGCAUUUGGUCCAUUCUUCUUGGAUAAUGCAUGUCAGCUGCAAUAAGCGGAGAGUUGCACCUAUUGCUGCACUUUUAUCUUGUGUCUUGCAUUAUUCUGUGUUUGACAAGGAGUGGAUGCAUGAAACUAACAAUUCACCUGGGCCUCUCAAAUGGUUUAUUGAAAACAUUCUCAAGGAAGGCACUAAAAGUCCACGUACCAUCCGUCUCGCUGCGUUGCAUUUAACAGGGCUAUGGCUCUUAAAUCCCAAGACUAUCAAGUACUAUAUGAAGGAGUUGAAAUUGUUAACACUCUAUGGUUCUGUUGCAUUUGAUGAGGAUUUCGAAGCUGAACUGGCUGAAAAUCAUGAUGUGAGGAGAGAAGUAUCAUUAUUGGCAAAAAGCCCAGACCUUGAGCUGACUGAAGCAUUCAUCAACACAGAGUUGUAUGCACGUGUAUCUGUUGCUGUUCUGUUUUACAAGCUUGCCGAUUUGGCAGUUAUGGUUGGAUCGAACCUUGAAGAUAGUGAUUGUCAGGCUGCUUUGGAAUCUGGGAAAAUGUUUUUACUUGACCUUCUAGAUUUUGCGGUAAAUGACAAGGAUCUUGCGAAGGAGCUAUACAAAAAGUACAGUGGGGUCCAUAGGCGCAAAGUUCGUGCAUGGCAAAUGAUAUGCAUUUUGUCACCAUUUGUUGAUAAGAAUAUAAUGCUGGACGUUACAUGUAGCUUGCAUGUAGCCCUAUAUCGAAACAACCUGCCAGCUGUUCGCCAAUACUUGGAAACAGUUGCAAUCAACAUAUACAUGAAAUUUCCAUCACUGGCUAGGGAGCAAUUAGUUCCUAUCUUCCAAGAUUAUGAUAUGAGGCCACAGGCUCUGUCUUCAUAUGUAUUUAUAGCUGCUAAUGUCAUCCUCUAUGCAUCAGCAACAGUCCAAUCUAGUCAUUUGGUGGAAUUACUUCCUCCUAUAAUUCCACUAUUAACCUCACAUCACCACAGUCUACGGGGUUUUUCCCAGUUAUUGGUUUACCAAGUUCUUAACAAAUUAUUGCCUCCUUUGGAUUCAAAUUCUCAUGAAAUCGUGACUUUGGAAAGAAGGUGCUUUGAGGAUUUAAAAAGAUACUUGGCAAAGAAUUCUGAUUGUGCACGCUUACGAACAUCAAUGGAAGGUUAUCUUGACGCAUUUAAUCCCAAGGAGUCAGUGACCCCUGCUGGAAUAUUCUCUAGUCGGGUUGAGGAACUUCAGUUUGAAUGCGUUCCAACAUCUCUCAUGGAGCAAGUAGCUACAUUUCUCAAUGAUGUUAGGGAAGACCUCAGAUAUUCCAUGGCUAAGGAUGCUGAGACAAUAAACAAUGAGUGCUUAAGGAUUAAUGAAGAUCCAUUAUCUGUGAAAACAUCAGUGAAUGCGGACAAAGAGAAAUUGCCAGCCAUGCUGCCUAAGGAUUUACCAUUAGAUUUCCAAAAAAAGGUUACUAUCUCCAAACAUGGUAGGCAGGACACAGACUCUGAGAUUUUAUUGGGGAAAAAUGACACUUCCAAGCCUCUUAGAGAAAUGGAAAAGGAAGAUCAGCUUCUUGAUGAUUUGUUACAUUCAAGAAGUUUAGCUGUGGAAAAGAUAAGAGGAAAUCGACAGCACUUUAUCCUUGUGGCGUCACUACUUGAUCGCAUACCCAACCUUGCUGGACUAGCACGGACAUGCGAGGUAUUUAAAGCCGCAGGUUUGGCAAUUGCGGAUGCAAAUGUUGUAGAUGACAAACAGUUCCAACUAAUCAGUGUGACAGCUGAGAAGUGGGUCCCAAUCAUAGAAGUUCCGGUGAGUAAUCUGAAAGUUUUCCUACACAAAAAGAAGAGAGAGGGUUUUUCUAUCUUGGGUCUGGAGCAAACUGCAAACAGUAUUCCUCUUGACCAGUAUGACUUCCCUAAAAAGAUGGUCCUGGUUCUUGGCCGUGAAAAGGAGGGUAUACCAGUAGAGAUAAUUCAUAUUUUGGAUGCUUGCAUUGAAAUCCCUCAGCUGGGAGUUGUCAGGUCACUGAAUGUUCAUGUCAGUGGUGCCAUUGCUCUCUGGGAGUACACUCGACAGCAGAGAUCCGUAUAACCCUUCAUUCUUGCUGCUGACACUGGAAUGCCUCUGUUUCAGUUAUUAGGUCACUCAAUAUUCAUGUCAGCGGGCCAUUGCAGUCUGAGAGUAUACCCGACAACAUGAAACAAUAUAAGCUCAUAGUUUCAAGAUAAAAACAUCAUACGUUGGUGUUUUGGAUCCUUGCACUGGAAUCCCUCAGUGGGGAGUUGUUAGGCUCUCGUUUCUCAACAAUGUCCAUGUCAUUGGUGCUGAUAUGCUCUUGGAGUAUAAGCUAUUAGCACUUAUCUCCCUAUGCAUCCUCUUUUGGACCCAGGCUUAAUGCUUUAAUUUUCCAUGCAUCACAAGGAAGGCACUUGGUUGCCUGUGUAAUCUAUGUAAUAUUCAGUUGAAUAAAUUUGGGAUAUGAUUUAGGCCCAACUCUUUUUGGGAUAUGAUUUUCGUGGAAUUAAUCAGGUGUGCUGCUACUAACAUUCAGUUCCUUGAGAAAUUUGGAAUAAUGUGUUUACCAUUUUUAAUUGUAUUGUUUGGGCUCUAGAUUUGCCGGCA